Molecule: messenger RNA, 1671 nt
Organism: Effrenium voratum
Lineage: Eukaryota; Dinophyceae; Suessiales; Symbiodiniaceae
Source: the annotation of a GenBank genome assembly
AUGACCAGGGCCUGUGAGAUCAUGGCCGUCCUCAUGGCGAUGGGUGGACAGGAGGUGUUGACCGAGGAUCAGUUGGCUCAGGUGAAGGAUCGGUCAGAAGGAGCCAACUUCGUGGACGAGCUGAGACGGGAGGUGGCCAAGCGCUUGGGUCUCCCCAACUUCCGCCAGCUGCAAGUGGUGGAGCCCCAGGAGGGUCGCGCGGAGGCGGCGGAGGCGGCGGAAGCGGCGCCGUGGGCGGUACUGGUGCGGCCGUAUGUGGCGCAGGACCUGGCGCCGCACCUCUUCCGUGCGGCUGCGGUGGGGGACCUGGACGAGCUUGCCGUCAAGAUGCUUCCCAUGAAACUUGGGGCCCAGUUUCACAGUUUCCAGGCGCAGUGGGAGGAGGGCUCCUUCUCGGAGGAUUUACACUCGGAAGAGGAGGCUCCGCAAGAACCCACAAGCUGCUGGGAGAAGCUGUGCGCCCUGCAGCAUGGGCUCUCCGAGGUUGAGAGGAAGAUCAGCAAGCACAGCAACCUGCACGAGGCGCGGCGGGCGCGAUGCACGCGGAAUCGCCACCGCUGGGUUGUACUUCAGCAACGAUGCGUUCCAGCGCGCUUUCGCGCCUUGCUGCCGCCGGGCGUUCUUCACGCGAAGGAAGCCGUGCCGAGCGCGGUGCAGUCGCCAGGGGCCCCCGCGGCGAUCCCGGAGCGGGCGGCGCACGCGGCGCGCGCCCGGCCGAGCCGCGGCAAGAAGUUCCGGCCGCCGCCUGCGCUGCCGGAGGCUGAGGCGAAGCCCGCGUUUUGCCUCGACGCCGAGCCGCCGCUUCCGCGCGAUCCGGCGCGGAUGACCCGGAAGGCCGCGGCGCCCCUGGGCUUCGGGCUCCGCAAAGGCCCACGCCCGGAAGCCCCGGCCGGCGCGCCACCGCCGCCGCCCGGCGGCUUCGGCGGCUGCGCGCCGAAAGCGCCGGAGCCGGCCAAAGCGCCGGAGCCAGCGCCGGAAGAGGAGGCGGUGAAGGAGGAGGAUAUGCUGCAGCAGCUGCAGCGCAUCGCGGCGGCGGUGUCCCAAGCCUCGCCCGACUCCGACUCCGAGGGAUCCUCGGAGGCGGCGGCCGCGUUUGCGGCCGCGGCGAACGCGGCGCCGGCGCCGGAGGUGGUGGUGCAAGAUGCACGGGUUGCACAGGCGCGAAGCACGGCGAGUGAAGCGCCGAAGGCCGCGGACAUGACCGCACACACCUCUCCGAUGGCCGCGCACUCCAAUCGAGCGCCGCUGCCUCCGGUGGCUGCGCAUGAGGCGCCGGCGGGCGGUUGGCUGGCCGCCUCCCAGCGAGCCGAAAGGUUCCCGGAGGAGCCAAGUGUUCCGAGCGUCCACCAGCCGGCCGCGCCUCCGCCUGGCUUCGCAACCACGAGGGCGCCCUUCCCGGCACUCCAUGAGGAGCCGAGGCCCACCUUGGCCUCGUUGCGGGAGGAGGCGGGCGACGCGUUGGGCGAAGAGGAGUUGAAGGAGAUCCUGAAGGCUCUAGACGCGGGCAGUCGCCCCAACAGCGAGGCAGGCGGCGACGCGGGCAAUGUGGAUGUGAUCAACGUGGACUCUGACUCGUUGGAGGAGGAUGCUGAUGAGGAGGAGGAAGAAGAGGAGGACGAGGAAGACGAGGAGAGUGAGGAACGCGCCGAUGAGUUGGAAUCCAUGGAGUAA